Messenger RNA from Danio rerio (zebrafish), 2801 nucleotides. The record is from RefSeq and is a predicted model, not a curated record. Lineage: Eukaryota; Metazoa; Chordata; Actinopteri; Cypriniformes; Danionidae.
UAAUUAGCCCAAUAAGGAUGACGUAACGCUGCAUGUGUUCUUGCUUAUCUGUCUGUAAUGUCUGUUGUGCGCUGUGGAAUCAGGGAUGAUGUCAUGUUUAAAGCUCCGCGCCGGUGACGUCAGUGGGCGGGGCUUCGGCGGAGAUUCCAAAACAAGUUUGUAGAAGUUCAGUAGAGAGAAACCGGCGACUACCGACAGGACACGCGCGCACAUACACACACACACACACCGGGCGAGGAUGCACUGGGAGCAGAUACUGCGCGGGAAGAGGAACGACAAGAUCGAGCGGCUGGAGGGUGCAGUGGCUCAGGCGACUCUGGCCUCUUUCGGUGCGGACGCGUCUCUGCUGUCCUCAGAGGAGGUGUGUGUGUGUGUGGACCCACAGCGCAGCCGGUGUGUGUGUGUGGACCCGCAGCGCACGCGGCAGGCCCUGGCGCAGCUGCAGCAGAAGAUCCUGAAGCUCACGGAGCAGCUGCGCAUCGAGCAGGCGGCACGCGACGACAACGUGGCCGAGUACCUCAAACUGGCCAGCAAUGCCAACGACAAACAGCAGAGCGCACGCAUCAAACAGGUGUUUGAGAAGAAGAACCAGAAGUCUGCGGCGAGUAUUGCGCAGCUGCAGCGUAAGCUAGAGCACUGCCACCGGCGGCUGCGGGAUGUGGAGCACAGCGGGGUGCAGCGGCAGCCCAAAGACGUGCUGCGGGACAUGCAGCAGAACCUGCGCGGCGUGAUGACGGGGCUCAGCGGGGGCGUGGUCGACAGCGUCAGAGGCGUGGCCUCCAAACCACGCGAGAUCGCCUCGCUGUUUCGCCACCGCUUCGGCAGCGCAGACAACAUCAGCGCGCUGCGGGACGGGGCCGAGGAUGUGGAGGACGGGGCCACGGGACGCUCACUGGGCUCCGCCACCGCACGCCUGCAGCACAGCCCGAAGUUCGGCAGCGAGGACGACUGCUCCAGCGCCACCUCGGGCUCCGCGGAGGCUCACUGCGGCCCCGGGGCCCCUGGAGGACCGCCCAGCUCCAGAGGGACCGGUGGGGGGCUGGAAGUGCUGCUGCAGGAGGUGCAGGAGCUGCAGGAGGUGCAGGCACAGCUGGAGGAGCAGCUGGAGGAGCUGAAGAGCAGCUGCAGGGAGGAGUGCGCAGUACUGAUGCAGACACUGCAGGAGGACAGAUUCAGAUGUGAGCGUCUAGAGGAGCAGGUGAAUGACCUGACAGAGCUCCACCAGAAUGAGAUCCUGAACCUGAAGCAGGAGCUGGCCAGCAUGGAGGAGAAGAUUGCUUACCAGUCCAACGAGAGAGCCAGAGACCUGCAGGAGGCUCUGGAGGCGUGUCAGACGCGUGUCUCCAAGAUGGAGCUCCAGCAGCAGCAGCAGCAGGUGGUGCAGCUGGAGGGUCUGGAGAACGCCACCGCCCGCACGCUGCUGGGCAAGCUGAUGACGGUGCUGCUGGCGCUGAUGGCGGUGCUGCUGGUGCUGGUGUCCGCCGUGGCCAACUGUGUGCUGCCGCUGAUGAAGACCCGCAGCCGCUCCGUGUCCUCGCUCCUGCUGGUGCUGCUGCUCGCCGUGCUCUGGAGGAACUGGGACUCCUUUUCUGGACACACACACCGCUUUCUGCAGCCACUGCCGCGAUGAGCAAACGCACUCUGACACACACGCGUUUGCACACUGCUCCUCUCCUGACUGCCUUUGGUGCAUUGCUCCUGAAUCAGACUAAUAUCAAGAGUACCUUUAAUUCGGCUGGGGUGAUGAAUCAGUGCAUUAGCGAACCCACAGAUGAUUCCGCUCCGAUUCUGACAUUUCUUUAUGAAUGCAUCCGGAUUCUCACGCGAAUAGAUUCUGAGAUUACGUUUCACCUGCAGGUGGCGCUGUGCGCUUCACAAACAGCCAAACUCUGCUUAAUUGUUGAUAAAGUUAGCAAAGGUUUAAAGUUUGUGUGAAAUCAAGGUUUGCUAGCACACGCUGAUAUUCUUCAGGUGAACGAUUGAUCCCUGAUGUGAAGUAAAGCUUCUAUAGUUUUGCUAAUCUUCAGUCUGAGCAUCUGCUUCUGUGUUUGGAUCGGCUCCUUCUCUGGUGACGCUGAUUUGACGCUUCAGCUACAACAUUCUUAGCCACGCCCCUCUUAUCGUUAGUUGGCUAUGAGGGAAUGAUGUGUAAAAAAGCCCUGCCCUCUACUCGAUUUGGCACUGCUUGCUGCUUACAAACUAGCCAAAAACCAGUCUAGAGCGCCAUCUGUUCUUAAACACUAGCCUACAGCGCCAGCUGAGAUGUUGCUAGAUCAAAUAUGGUUGUGGCCGGAAGUUAAGGAGAAUUAUUUAUGUUAUUUAUGUUAUUUAAAUUAUAUUAACGUUUAGCCCUUCCCCAACACUAAACCUUGCUGUCACUGUACCGUAAAAACAGGAGUUAUACUGAGUAUUAAUGAUGCUAUCUAUUAAAUGACCUAAUAAACUGUAUUUUUAAUGCCUACCCCCACCCCAACCCUAAACCCAACCGUCACAGUACUGUAAACAUAAUAAUUAUUGUUAUACAGUGUCAUAGAGAAUGCUGCUAAAUUGAUGUGCAUAUCACACCGGCCGGCCAUGUAUCCUAUCUAGACUUUACCCACCAUCUGCUGUUAAAACAAGCCUAGAGCGCCACCUGCUGUUAAACACUAGCCUAGAGCGCCCUUUGCUGUUAAACUCUAGCCUAAAGUGCCCUCUGCUGUUUAACUCUAGCCUAGAGCUCCCUCUGCUGUUAAAAAUCUAGCCUAGAGCUUCCUUUGCUGUUAAACUCUAGCCUAGAGUGCCCUCUGCUGUUUAACUCUAGC